Messenger RNA from Colletotrichum graminicola M1.001, 1365 nucleotides. RefSeq lists its product as uncharacterized. The record is from RefSeq and is a predicted model, not a curated record. Gene Ontology annotation, molecular function: zinc ion binding; DNA-binding transcription factor activity, RNA polymerase II-specific. Bases 1 to 1365 code for a protein of 454 amino acids. Gene Ontology annotation, biological process: regulation of DNA-templated transcription. The transcript has a single exon. NCBI's taxonomy places the organism in Eukaryota, Fungi, Ascomycota, Sordariomycetes, Glomerellales, Glomerellaceae.
AUGCGGUCCACAAGGUACUCAACAUCUCGACAAAAGGCCUGUCAGCAGUGCGCCACGUCCAAGAUCAAGUGCGACCGGAAAGCAAGGAUAUGUUCCCGGUGUCGAAAACGGGGCCUUGCCUGCACCUACGUCCAAAGCCAGGCGUCUCUUCCAUCUGAACCGGGCACUACCGGGAUCUCCGACGGAGCCGAGUCCGAGGUCAUACUUGGCUCUGCAGCAACAGGCAUCGCAACAGAAAGCGCAAAUUUCCCGUCCCAAGCAGCUCAACAGACCGCUUUUCACAGGCCAGGCUUCUCUGAGGCACUCCGGUUUCCUUCAAACCCUGAGCGAGUAGAAACGGCAACAGGAGAAGAUGCUUCGACACCGGGUACAUGUCAAGUUCCUGGGCAUCGACAGGGACAACCAGCUGCCAACAGCGGCAUUCCCGCAGCAUCGAGUACCCGUCGAGCAGAUGAGCUGGAUUUCGCCUGUCUUGAGCUGACAUGCCCCAUCAACGCCGACGACAUCGCCAAUCGAUGGUUGAAUAGUUUCGUCCCGUUGCCAGGCCAGCAGACGAAAAGCUACACCCCUCUCAUAUCAGCAUUCAUUCACAGAAUUCUGAAAUCAUACGCCAACUCUACUAUUCGCGGCCGCAAAGUCCCGCCCUUUGUUCACUGGUCUCAAGUGAGCCUACAGUCAAGCAUCCCUCUUUCGACCUGUGUUUCCGUCCUGCAGCAAGUAUGCAACGAGUCGGUUACUAGGGGUCUCAAGGCCUCAGCUGAGAUUCUGCAACAUGAGAUGACGAAACUCUUUGACCGACACCCAACGGUGGAUGACAUGGCUCUGCUCGCAACUUUUCAAGCACACUUGAUUUAUUCCCUGGUCCUGUUUUUUCAACUCACACAAGAAGACUAUCCAUUCCUAUCGCAAGGCAUGAUGAACACACAGGAGCUGGCAUGCGCAGCCGCAAAAAAGGGUCUGGUCUGCGUGGCCGAACAAGAGGGGACCCGUCCCACAUGGGAGUCUUGGGUAGUAGCUGAGGCAAAACGGAGGACUCUCUUUACAAUGUGUCUCUUUGACAGUGCUUUGCUUUCUCACGAUGGACUCCCGACGCACCUCGCCACCGAGCUGCGUGGACUGCUCGCACCAGCAAGUAAGUCUCUAUGGGAAUCUCGAAACCGCCAUGACUGGCAGAACAAGUAUGACCUUCAUCUAGCAGAGUGGCCGGAUGGAGGCCUGCGCAUAGACGAACUGUGGCCUAUGCCAGAAGAUCUGAACAAAGAAGGAAUCAGCAAAAGACGUGGUAGGGUAGAUGCAUGGCUAGAGGACCUGGAUGAGUUUGGAACGGCCAUCUAUGCAGUCACAAGCGGCACACAUGGUACUUGA